AUAUGUUUUCGUCUAUAUUGUAAUAAUUGUAAUGACUCUAAUCACAUUUUUAAUUAGUUUUGAUAUCAUUUCAACUGGAUUUGAACAUAGUUUUUACAGGACAAAUACUGAAUCAAAGUCACCACCACAACCUACAAUAGUAACAGAGAAUAAACGUAUAUUUUUUUUGAAAACACAUAAAUGUGCUAGCUCUACUGUUCAAAAUAUACUGAUGCGUUUUGGCCAUAUGGAGCACCUUGAUUUUUUGUUACCAAGUUUGAAUAAUUACAUAGGAAAUCCUAUACAUUUCAACACAAAUAUGAUAAGUGAUAAUUACUCCACUGCGGAUGGCAAGUAUGACAUGUUUAUMCAUCACACCAGAUAUUCCCAACAAAUAAAAUCUGUGAUGAGGUCUGGUACAAUUUACGUCACUAUUCUUCGGGAACCCUCUACAUUGUUUCAGUCAAUGUACUCGUUUUAUCAUUUUGAUAAAAAAUAUAAAUUCAAUUUAACUCAAUUUAUCUCCGAUAAGCUUUCAAACAUAUCGUCUGCAAACCAAAUAAAACGUUACAGUAACAAAUUAGGAAUAAAUCAAAUGAAUUGGGACUUGGGAAUGGAUACAAAUGAUUUUGAAAACAAUGAUUUGAUAAACAAACAUAUAAAUAUGGUAGAAAGAGAUUUUGACUUUGUAAUGAUAUUUGAAUAUUUAGAUGCAUCUCUUGUUUUAUUUGCACAUUUCAUGCAAUGGCCAUUAGAGCAAAUGGCUUACUUACCACUAAACAGCAGAAAUGAUACAUAUAAACAAAUAUUAUCAAAUGAUGAAAUUGAUCRGUUAAAACAAGUCAAUAAAGCUGAUAAUAUGUUAUACACCCGGUUUAUCCAAAAAUUUAAAGAAAUGAUAAACGAAUAUGGAAUAGAAAAGCUAAAAAAAGGAAUUAAAAGUUUAAUGGCCAUAAAUCAAGAAGUCUUCGAAAUGUGUGUACAAUCGAUGGCAAAUAAAGGUUAUGCUAAAACAAUGUCAUACAAAUUAAAAGCAAAUACAAAAACAAGGUGCAAGUAUAUUGCAAUGAACGAAUUGAAAUAUACAUCACAUCUAAGGGAAAUACAAUAUGAGAGGCAGAAGAAAUAUAAAGCACUGGAUAAAUUAAUGAAUAAUAAUUAAAUAUUAUAAAUUAUAUUAUCA
Molecule: messenger RNA, 1162 nt
Organism: Diuraphis noxia (Russian wheat aphid)
Lineage: Eukaryota; Metazoa; Arthropoda; Insecta; Hemiptera; Aphididae
Product: galactosylceramide sulfotransferase-like
Biological process (GO): glycolipid biosynthetic process
Cellular component (GO): membrane
Molecular function (GO): galactosylceramide sulfotransferase activity
Source: RefSeq, a predicted model, not a curated record